GGAGAAAACACCUAAGGGCACACAAAGGAUUCAUCAAAUCUAUUAUAAUUACCGGUAAGUAAUUAUCAUUAAUAAUCACACAUUUUUGCUUAAUGAUAAGUUUUUGACUUUUAGUCGAAUAGAAAAAAUGGCAAUCGCCAUGCCAUUAAAUGACGGCUAUCCACGCUUGCAGAUCCAAGAUGAACCUAAACCUUUGCACAAAUUCAUAUACAAAAGUCAAAACAAACAUCAGAGUUCCCUUCAAUGUAAAAUUUUGAUAAGGGGAUGCCAUCAGAGUGUGUUCAUAAGGUGUGACGUCUACAGCCAAACCAAACCGCCAGAGUUAUCACACCAGUGUCUUGUUCCUCGAAAUUUCAAACCUAUGAAUUUUGAAGUUUUUCCCAUAAUUUCGAUGUCGCCCACCAAUGGUGUCGUUGCGUAUAAUUUGGAAAACUAUCACAUAUUCAAUGUGUCGAAGAAGAAGAGGAAUACUUUUUUACUAUCAAAAUUGAGAAGAGAAAAAAUGUGGAUAUGCCAAAUAGAUUCUCUGACGGAGGAGGACAAUCGGUAUUUGCGUUCUAAAGUCGACUAUGACUAUAAUGAACAUGAUAGCGAUAGAAAGGUCUAUCUCGGAUUUACAGCUUACAUUCGCAACCCAGACACCAACACCAUGGAAUUAUAUGCUGAUACCAUAUUUUCUCAACCCAUCUAUGACAUUAGCAACAGCAAACUUCUGGAUCCCUGUAUAGGAAAUGACACGGGCGGAUCGGAGCAUUUGUUGCGCUUUAACAUAGGAAACCCUAACGUGCGUAAACUGUGGAUAAAACUGUACGACGAAAAUGGCUGGGAGGACUAUGCCUACGAUAUUCGCACUGACGAAAAGGGGUUUCAUUUUAAAAUACCACCUUUCUCUGGGAAAUGGCACGAAUUCGAUGAAAGUCAUAUGGUGCACUUACAAUUGAUUUGUCUUGAAAAUGACUCCAAAAAAAUGCCGAUUAAGUUUUUGUACAAACGAAGCCUUGGUUUGCAACCUUGGCAACAUGACUUUGAGACCCUUCUUGAGUUAUGUAGGAUGUAGUACUUGUCUUAAUUUAUCGGCGAAUCAUUUUUUAUACAAUUUUAGAUUAAGAUGGGAGAUUAUU
Messenger RNA from Stomoxys calcitrans (stable fly), 1121 nucleotides. RefSeq lists its product as uncharacterized. The transcript has 2 exons. NCBI's taxonomy places the organism in Eukaryota, Metazoa, Arthropoda, Insecta, Diptera, Muscidae. The record is from RefSeq and is a predicted model, not a curated record. Gene Ontology annotation, biological process: regulation of DNA-templated transcription. The coding region runs from base 128 to 1057 and encodes 309 amino acids. Gene Ontology annotation, molecular function: DNA-binding transcription factor activity; DNA binding.